AUAUUUAGUUAACAGUGCUGCCACUCACUCAAAUUCUCACUGUAGCGGUCAUACGGUCACACUACCCAAAAAAGGCGGGAGUUCUUUCAAAAAUUUUGUUUUCGUUUUCAACAAAUUCACAAAAUUCGAAAAUGCCCCGACACAAUGCUGCCAAGCGUAACCCCAACCCAUCAAUGAACAACUCAAAGCCUCCAAGCGACGACGACAAAGCAUUCCGCUCGCCGGAGCCAGAAGACGACACCGACUACGGCCUGGAGUUCACCACCAGCCAACUGACGCUACAGGAGGGCUACAAUCGUCGUUGCUCCACGAUGCGCAAUCAGCCAGCGACCCGCACCUACACUAGCAGCGACGAGGAGGAGGACCAGGAGAAUCGCCAUCCGGCAGCCAGAUCAAAGCAGACGCGUCCGACACCAGUGCGCCAAGAAACUAGCUCGCGGGCAGCGGGACCAUUUGCUGCACAGAACCAGACCAGGCGGCGCAAAAUGGCCAAUCCCAUCAGCAGAGCCAAGCGGAUGGAUCUCGAGAUACGGCGACUGCAGAACCAUUCCGGCACACUGAUACCCAAGCUGCCGUUCUCGCGUCUGGUGCGCGAGUUCAUCGUGAAGUACAGCGAUGGAGAGCCGUUGAGGGUCUCCGAGGGCGCCUUUAUGGCCAUGCAGGAGUCCUGCGAGAUGUACGUGACGCAGCGGCUGUCGGACUCCUACAUGCUAACCCGGCAUCGCAAUCGCGUGACACUGGAGGUGCGCGACAUGGCUCUGAUGGCCUACCUUUGCGACCGGGGUCGGCUGGCCUAGCCAACACAUUAGUUCCAGUUACUUAUUUGUACAAUUUGUACCCUUUCAUUUGAAUUGUUGUCCUUUGAGUGUUUACCUAAACGAAAAGUUCAAAGUUUGUUAAUCGUGUUAAACGUGUUUGCUUAACAAUGCAAUUAUAUUGAGUUACUGUAACCAAAAUUUUCCAUUAAAUAAAUAGCAUACCAUAAAUUUA
Drosophila erecta is the source of this 990-nucleotide messenger RNA. Its product is annotated as histone H3-like centromeric protein cid. Bases 132 to 797 code for a protein of 221 amino acids. Gene Ontology annotation, cellular component: nucleosome. Lineage: Eukaryota; Metazoa; Arthropoda; Insecta; Diptera; Drosophilidae. The transcript has a single exon. The record is from RefSeq and is a predicted model, not a curated record. Gene Ontology annotation, molecular function: structural constituent of chromatin; DNA binding; protein heterodimerization activity.